Messenger RNA from Ziziphus jujuba (common jujube), 999 nucleotides. RefSeq lists its product as uncharacterized. Bases 188 to 889 code for a protein of 233 amino acids. The record is from RefSeq and is a predicted model, not a curated record. The transcript has 3 exons. Gene Ontology annotation, molecular function: protein binding. NCBI's taxonomy places the organism in Eukaryota, Viridiplantae, Streptophyta, Magnoliopsida, Rosales, Rhamnaceae.
UCCAAGCGAAAAAAAAUUUAAAAAAAAAUAAAAAAAUACAAAAAACAAAAAACAAGGAAUAAAAGGUCUCAACUCCAUAUACAAACUGACAAAUCCAAAACUCUCUACAUCCAAAGAAGGAACGCCUUAAAUCCAGUGAGAACUUUACUCGGCAGCAUAUCAUUCCAUUUGCCACAACCUUAGAUCAAUGAGUACCAAAAACGGUGCUGUCCUAAGUACUCAAAUUGUUCCUGAAGUUCUUAUAAACAAAGAAAACUAUGAGGAAUGGAGCAUUCGGCUUCGAACCUACUUGAUGGCUCAAGAUGUUUGGGAUGUUUUGGAGCCAACGCCGACCUUCGUUGAUGUUUGGGAUGUUGCGGUGGAAAUGGCUUGGAAGAGAAAGAACGCCACAGCUCUCCAUGCAAUCCACAUUUCCUGCGGUCCUGAUGCUGUCUCGCUUAUCGAGCACAUCACCAACGCCAAAGAAGCUUGGGAUAAAUUGGCAGAAUCAAUGGUUAUGGCUGGACCUGAACCUCUGAUCCAGGCUGCCAUUCAAGAGAAUGCAAUUUCGACUGAUUGGGUACGUCAACUCGAGCCUUUAUAUAAUGCUGUACAGGAUGGUGAUUACAACGCAACAAAGCAGAUAAUUGAAACGAACCCUGGAGUAGCUAGAGCAAGAAUUACAUUUUCACGGAGGACUGCUCUUCAUGUGGCAGCCAUGGCUGGGCAUAUGAGCAUUGUGAAGCUACUAGUGCAGGCUAUGUUCCCAAAAGACUUAGAAAUAACUGAUGAUGAUGGUUUUACAGCUCUUGCUGUAGCUAUUAUAUCUAAUGCAACACGAAGCAUAGCGGAAUGCAUGGUCACAAAGAACGCCCGAAUACUUACCAAUGGCCUUCCGCUACAAUCAUAAGGAAUUGGGUCGAUACCUCUAUUGGGUUUCGCUCGAAAAUGUGCAGAUUAUCUACUACCCAAUCCCCAAGACGGUCCUACAAUUAUUUGCGGUGCUAUACGUACGCAAAG